CUAUAUAUAACACAGCAAACCCUUCCGCACCAACAUUAACAACUUACAACGCAUCAGCUUCCUGUAGUUUUUCUCUUCAUCUUCUGCUGCUGUCCGACCCACCAAUUCUGACUCUUCCUAUACCGCCUUUCUUUUCUCUGCUGCCUUCAUUUUAGUUUUCUCGCCUGAAAUGUCCACCUCCUCGGAGUAUUCAGGAUUUUCCGGUAACCGGCCGGUGAAGACGACGCCGGAGAAGUCCACGUUCUCUCAGACUUGCAGUCUAUUGAGUCAAUACCUCAAGGACAAGGGUACAUUCGGAGACCUUACUCUCGGGAUGACACGCACCGUCGAAGCAAACGGUUCUUCUUCUGAAGCAUCGUGUCACCCUCCAACAACCAUGGAGUUGUUUCCCACCAUCUUGACCCAAAGGAACCUUUCUGUUGUGGAUUUCUUCUCUCCGGAGCCUGCUUAUCUUCACCAAUCAGAGCUUCCAACUUUUGUGAAUAUGUCAAGUGGUUUCAAGUCUGUGGAGAAGGAGCCCAAAUCUGCUCCUUUGACAAUCUUUUAUGCUGGACAAGUGAUUGUGUUUAAUGAUUUUCCCCCUGAAAAGAUGGAGGAGAUAAUGGCACUGGCAAGCAAGGGAAUGCCCCAAAGCCCAAACUACCAGGCAUAUGCUCACACUAGAAACCAGCAAGGAAAUCAUACUUCCUUUGUUGCUAAUGUCCCUCAACCAUCUCCCAUACCAACUGUUCGAGAUCUUCCAAUUGCGAGGAAAGUUUCACUUCAUCGGUUCUUCGAGAAGAGAAAACACAGAAUUGCUGCCAAUGCGCCAUAUCAAAUAAACAAUCUCAACUCUGUUGCAAAUAAGCAUGCCGCAGAAUCCAUUCCAUGGCUUGGAUUUGGUGUUCCAUCAAAACAAAUAUGAGGAAAAUUGUAAUUUUAAGUAGUUUUAACCAUUUUUUUCUUCUUUGUUUGAUUUGCUAGCUCUUUGUGGUGUUAGUUUCACAUUGCUUUGACCGUGGCAAAUCUAAACAUUAGUAACAAUAGUACAGUAUUAGAUGAAGGUUUUGAUUUACAAUUCUAAAUUAUUUGCCCUGAGUAGCGUUUCUAA
Molecule: messenger RNA, 1090 nt
Organism: Vigna angularis (adzuki bean)
Lineage: Eukaryota; Viridiplantae; Streptophyta; Magnoliopsida; Fabales; Fabaceae
Product: protein TIFY 10A
Exons: 5
Coding region: 170-904 (244 amino acids)
Biological process (GO): regulation of jasmonic acid mediated signaling pathway; response to wounding; regulation of defense response
Cellular component (GO): nucleus
Source: RefSeq, a predicted model, not a curated record